GUGGUGGGGGGCGGCGCGGCCAUGGCGGCGGCGGCCGGCGGCCAGGUGGGCGUGGAUCUGGGAAGUGGAGGGAAGGGAGAUCUAGCGGGGAGUGGGGUACUCAGUAGGCAUCGUGGUCGUUGCUUCGGUUUUGUGCUCGAGACGACCAACUGGUUAAGAGCAAUCGUUACAAUCAGACUUGAGGUAGCACUGCACACAGGAGUAAUCAUAGUUGUGGGAUCGAAUACAAGGGUUGUGCAUCAAAGUGACAUGGUUGCAGGUGCAGAGAUGCGCCGGAGCAUCACAGGCUGCUCGGUGGGAGGAGCAGAGCGCCAUGUCCGGCGAGCAGUGGGGAUUAGGCAGGGAGCAGACGACGCGGCGACCCAGUCGGACAGCCUUUUGAGGGGGUGGCUGUGGCGGAACCAUCCAAAAGUACUGGGGCGGGGUGCACUGAUCUUGUUGCUAAGUAACUCUGACCCAAAUUGACACUCACCGGUAGUUCCUCGAGUGAAACCUCGAUAAAAGCCACGCUAUUCCAGGAUCAGCAGACAACACUCACGCGAAGAUGAGCCCAGAGAUUACAACACAGAACAUUUCUUACAUCUCAGAGUGAUUGCAGCGG
Molecule: messenger RNA, 601 nt
Organism: Panicum virgatum (switchgrass)
Lineage: Eukaryota; Viridiplantae; Streptophyta; Magnoliopsida; Poales; Poaceae
Exons: 3
Coding region: 22-465 (147 amino acids)
Source: RefSeq, a predicted model, not a curated record